UGCAGCCCCUCCUUGGUGAGCCGAGGCACCCAGACGGAGCCGGAGAUGGAGUCACCGUCCCCCGGACCCCUGGGCCUGAGCAACGGGCCCCAGGCCCUUCAAGGGGGCAUCGAAGAGUCUGGCGGGACCCAGUUUGAAGGCGGGGGCAGCAGCAGCAGUGGUGCCGGCUCCCCAGGUCCCCCCGGGGUCCUCAAGCCUGUGCAGUCCCCGCUGUGUGCUGACACGCCUCGGAGAAAUUCCUCCUCCUCGUCCCCCUCUGAACGGCCCCGCCAGAAACUCUCCCGGAAGGCCGCCUCCUCCGCCAACCUGUUACUGCGGUCGGGGAGUACUGAGAGCAGCCGAGGGGGCAAAGAUCCCCUCUCCAGCCCCGGGGGCCCUGGAUCUAGGAGAAGCAAUUAUAAUUUAGAAGGCAUCUCGGUGAAGAUGUUCCUGCGAGGCCGCCCUAUUACUAUGUAUAUCCCAUCUGGCAUCCGCAGCCUGGAGGAACUGCCCAUUGGCCCACCGCCAGAGACCCUCAGCCUGGACUGGGUAUACGGGUACAGGGGUCGGGACUCCCGCUCCAACCUGUUUGUGCUGCGCUCUGGUGAGGUGGUCUACUUUAUUGCCUGUGUGGUGGUGCUCUACCGGCCCGGGGGAGGCCCCGGGGGCCCUGGAGGAGGCGGUCAGCGGCAUUACCGGGGCCAUUCAGACUGCGUGCGAUGCCUUGCUGUUCACCCUGACGGGGUCCGUGUCGCCUCAGGACAGAUGGCGGGAGUAGAUAAGGAUGGGAAGCCCCUGCAGCCUGUGGUACACGUCUGGGACUCGGGGACACUGGUGAAGCUGCAGGAGAUUGGAUUGGGGGCCUUCGAGCGGGGCGUGGGGGCCCUGGCUUUUUCCAUUGUGGACCGAGGUGCCUUCCUCUGUGUGGUGGAUGAUUCCAACGAGCACAUGCUGUCGGUGUGGGACUGCAGCCGAGGCACCAAGCUGGCGGAGAUCAAGAGUACAAACGACUCUGUUCUGGCUGUUGGCUUCAGCCCUCGGGACAGCAGCUGCAUCGUCACCAGCGGGAAGUCUCACGUCCACUUCUGGAACUGGAGUGGGGCAGCAGGGGUUCCUGGGAAUGGCACUCUCACCCGGAAACAGGGCGUCUUUGGGAAAUACAAGAAACCCAAGUUCAUCCCUUGCUUUGUGUUCCUCCCUGAUGGAGACAUUCUGACUGGGGACUCAGAGGGGAACAUUCUGACCUGGGGGCGGAGCCUCUCGGAUUCCAAGACCCCAGGCCGGGGUGGGGCCAAAGAGACCUAUGGGAUCGUGGCCCAGGAGCACGCGCACGAGGGCUCCAUCUUCGCCUUGUGUCUUCUUCGGGACGGGACAGUGCUGAGUGGUGGCGGGCGGGACCGCCGACUAGUCCAGUGGGGGCCUGGUUUGGAGGCCCUCCAGGAGGCUGAGAUUCCUGAACACUUUGGGGCUGUGAGGGCCAUAGCGGAGGGGCCUGGCUCCGAGCUGCUGGUCGGGACCACCAAGAAUGCACUGCUGAGGGGGGAUCUGGCUCAGGGCUUCACUCCUGUUAUCCAGGGCCACACGGACGAGCUCUGGGGGCUCUGCACGCAUCCCUCCCAGAACCGCUUCCUCACCUGUGGCCAUGACCGGCAGCUCUGCCUGUGGGAUGGGGAGGGCCAUGCCCUGGCCUGGAGCAUCGAUCUCAAGGAGACGGGCCUCUGUGCCGACUUCCAUCCCAGUGGGGCAGUUGUGGCUGUGGGACUGCACACGGGGAGGUGGUUAGUUCUGGACACGGAGACCAGAGACAUCAUGUCGGACAUCACUGAUGGCAAUGAGCAGCUCUCGGUGGUACGGUACAGCCCAGAUGGGAUGUACCUGGCCAUCGGUUCCCAUGACAACAUGAUCUACAUCUAUAGCAUUUCCGGCGAUGGUGCUAAGUCCAGCCGCUUUGGCCGCUGUGUGGGUCACUCCAGCUUCAUCACUCAUCUUGACUGGUCCAAGGAUGGGAACUUCAUCAUGUCCAAUUCUGGGGACUACGAAAUUCUUUACUGGGAUGUGGCGGCCGGCUGCAAGUUGUUGCGGAAUCGCUAUGAGAGCCGAGACCGGGAGUGGGCCACCUACACCUGCGUGCUGGGCUUCCACGUCUACGGCGUGUGGCCCGACGGCUCCGACGGGACGGACAUCAACUCCCUGUGCCGUUCCCACAACGAGCGCGUGGUGGCCGUGGCCGACGACUUCUGUAAAGUGCACCUCUUCCAGUACCCGUGCGCGCGCGCCAAGGCGCCGAGCCGCAUCUACUCUGGCCACGGCAGCCACGUCACCAGCGUCCGCUUCACGCACGACGACUCGCAUCUCGUCUCCCUGGGCGGCAAGGACGCCAGCAUCUUUCAGUGGCGCGUGCUGGGCGCCGGGGGCGCGGCGCUGGCGCCCGCCACGCCCUCUCGAACCCCGUCCCUGUCCCCGGCCUCCUCUCUGGACGUCUGAUCGCGGCCGGAUAGAGGUGACCAGCUCUCGGUGCGCGCUCGCGCGCCCUCCCUUCCUGGGGACCUGGGGCCGAGCCUUCCCUCGACUUCGAGACAUUCCAGAGUGUCCCUGGAGGGGCCGACGCCCGCAGACACUGUACAGACCCGCUGGCCGAGGCCCCCCGGCUCCGGCUCCGACAGCCGCCGCCUGCUGAAGGGCAAUAAAGGAAAACCAAAGUGCC
Messenger RNA from Echinops telfairi (small Madagascar hedgehog), 2683 nucleotides. RefSeq names its product EMAP like 3 (gene EML3). Gene Ontology annotation, molecular function: microtubule binding. Gene Ontology annotation, biological process: microtubule cytoskeleton organization. The transcript has 20 exons. Gene Ontology annotation, cellular component: mitotic spindle. The record is from RefSeq and is a predicted model, not a curated record. NCBI's taxonomy places the organism in Eukaryota, Metazoa, Chordata, Mammalia, Afrosoricida, Tenrecidae. Bases 46 to 2463 code for a protein of 805 amino acids.